Messenger RNA from Colletotrichum graminicola M1.001, 177 nucleotides. RefSeq lists its product as uncharacterized. Bases 1 to 177 code for a protein of 58 amino acids. Lineage: Eukaryota; Fungi; Ascomycota; Sordariomycetes; Glomerellales; Glomerellaceae. The transcript has a single exon. The record is from RefSeq and is a predicted model, not a curated record.
AUGGCUUGCGGCCCAGCUUCUUCCGGUCUCGUCAACCGCAACGGUCCCGGCAGCGCCGCCACUUCCAUCGUCGACAGCAUCGUCAAGCCCGCCGAGGCCACGGGCGGCAAGACAAAGUGCAUCGAGUGCGAUGGGUAUGAGUGCUGCUGCAUCCCCAUCCCUUGCACCGUCAUGUAA